Messenger RNA from Malassezia japonica, 654 nucleotides. RefSeq lists its product as uncharacterized. The transcript has 2 exons. NCBI's taxonomy places the organism in Eukaryota, Fungi, Basidiomycota, Malasseziomycetes, Malasseziales, Malasseziaceae. The record is from RefSeq and is a predicted model, not a curated record. Bases 1 to 654 code for a protein of 217 amino acids.
AUGCCGGCUCAGGAUAUCGGCGCGAGACGCGUCGCGGCCGCGUCGGAUGCGCCCUAUGCGUCGCGCGCCGCGGCCGCAACACCGACACUUGCCGCGCGCGCGGACGACAACAAUGACGAUACGCUGCCUGCAGGUGGUCUCACGGUGACCAAACCGCCGCAGAACGCGGGCGAGUCGUACUACAAGAUUGCGCCGCACGUCUCGGUCACGUUCGGGUGGUCGUACACGUCGCUCAAGACGACGCCUUCGCAGCUGUUUGUGGUCGCAUCUUGCUCGCAGAACGGAUACACGUAUCCUAUUGCGCCGUCGCCGUCGGGCAUCCCGGGCACGGCGACCGACGUGACGUGGUACCCGUACGGCUACCACAUGAGCGCGCAAGGCAACGGGCAGCCAGACCUCGCUGCUGCCAAGUACCGCCUGUUGAUCUACGACGAACAAGGGCCGUCUGCCGCUGCCAAAGGCGGGCGUUUCGCGCCGAACAAUGGCGUGGAGUUUGCCAUGUACUAUCCCCAGGCUUAUACCCCUCUGUCUGAAUGGACGUGCGGAUCAUGCAACGGUGCAUCGUCCCUCUCUCCGCGAUCGUCUGCGCUCGUUGCGUGGGCGAUGACGCUGCUCACCGGCGUCCUCGCGGCGCUCGCGCUGUGGCCGGCGUAG